GGUAAUCUCUCUUAUAUGAGAAUCUUCAACCUCAACCACAACAACUUCUAUGGAAAUAUCCCACAAGAAUUGGGACGCUUGUCACAAUUGCAGUUCAUCUUUGUGGAUAUAAUUCAUUGGAAGGAGAAAUUCCUACAAACUUAACAGGUUGUGCUAAUCUCAAAAGCUUAUAUUUAUAUAGUAACAAUUUGAUUGGCAAAAUGCCAAUCGAAAUUGGCUUACUUGGAAAGCUUAAAGUAUUGAAUGUUGGGCACAACAAGUUAGUUGGAGGAAUUCCAUCAUUCUUAGGGAAUCUUUCAUCCUUACUUAUUCUCUCACUGACAAAUAAUAACUUUGAAGGAGAAGUUCCACAUCUAUUGUGCCACCUCAAAAGCAUGAAAGAAAUAUAUGUGUCUAGUAACAAUUUGACUGGUACAUUUCCUUCUUGUCUUUAUAAUAUCUCAUCUCUUACGAUAAUUUCGACUUCAUUAAAUCAAUUUCAUGGGUCUCUUCCACCCAACAUGUUCCACACUCUCUCCAAUCUUCGAGAAUUAUAUAUUGCUGGCAAUCAGGUCUCAGGUACAAUCCCACCUUCCAUCACAAAUACUUCUAUCCUUUCAACACUUUUCAUCAAUGGGAACUAUUUUGUAGGACAAGUUCCAAGUUUAGGGAAGCUACAAAAUCUUUAUAUCCUUGCUUUGGAUAAUAACAAUCUAGGUCACAAUUCAACCAAAGAUUUGGAGUUCUUAAAAUCAUUGACAAAUUGUAGUAAGUUGCAAGUGCUAUCUAUAUCCAACAAUUAUUUUGGAGGUCAUUUGCCCAAUUCCAUAGGCAAUCUAUCGACCCAACUUAGUCGGCUAUAUCUUGGAGGUAAUCAAAUAUCAGGAGAGAUCCCUGCAUCAUUAGGAAAUCUAAUUGGCUUGACUCUCUUGACGAUGGAACUUAAUCGAAUUGAUGGGAUUAUUCCAACAACUUUUGGAAAGUUUCAGAAAAUGCAAUUAUUAAACUUAAGGGCAAACAAGUUGUCAGGAGCAAUAGGAGCAUUUAUAGGGAACCUCAGUCAAUUAUUUCAUUUGCAUUUAGGAGCAAACAUGUUAACAGGAAAUAUUCCACCAAACAUAGGAAAUUGCCAAAAGUUACAAUUCUUUGUGCUUUCAAGAAAUAACCUUACAGGAACCAUACCACUGGAAGUUUUUAAUCUUUCAUCUUUAACAAACUUGUUGGACUUGUCACAAAACUCACUGAGUGGUAAUAUACCAGAAAAAGUGAGCAACCUAAAAAAUAUUGGUUUUCUUGAUGUGUCUGAGAAUCAUCUGUCAGGUCACAUUCCUGGAACUAUUGGAGAAUGCAUAAUGUUGGAGUACCUUUAUAUGCGAGGGAAUCUUUUACAAGGAAUCAUACCAUCUUCUUUUGCAUCACUCAAAGGUCUUCGACAUUUAGACCUAUCACGAAACCGCUUGUCUGGAUCAAUUCCAAAUUUUCUACAGAACAUUUCUUUCUUGGAAUAUUUCAAUGUGUCUUUUAAUAUGUUGGAUGGUGAGAUACCAACUGAAGGUUUCUUUAGAAAUGCAAUCGAGUCAGUGGUGGCAGGAAAUAAUAAGCUUUGUGGAGGUAUUGCAGAACUACAUCGACCGCAUUGCUCUGUCAAAGGUAAGAAGCUUGCAAAACUCCACAAGUUUAGGUCGAUAGAAGUAAUAGUCAGUGCGGUAGCUUUUCUUUUCAUCCUGUCAAUUAUUUUAACUAUUUACUGGAUGAGGAAAAGAAGUAAGAAACCUUAUUUGGUUUCACCAAUAAUUGACCAACUAGCUAAAGUUUCAUACCAACGCCUAUACAAUGGAACCAACGGGUUCUCAACUACAAGUUUGAUAGGGUCUGGAAAUUUUAGCUCUGUCUACAAAGGAACUCUUGAGUUAGUAGACGAAGUUGUUGCCAUAAAGGUUCUAAACCUUCAAAAGAAAGGAGCUCACAAGAGUUUCAUUGUUGAAUGCAAUGCACUUCAGAAUAUUAAACAUCGAAAUUUGGUUCAAAUUUUAACAUGUUGUUCCAGUAUAUAUUACAAAGGUCAAGAAUUUAAAGCUCUAAUUUUUGAGUACAUGGAAAAUGGAAGUUUGGAACAAUGGUUGUAUCCUAAGACACUAAGUACAGAGCAUCCUCGAACAUUGAACCUUGAUCAAAGAUUAAAUAUCAUGAUUGAUGUUGCUUCUGCAUUGCAUUAUCUUCAUCAUGAAUGUGACCAACCAAUCAUUCAUUGUGAUUUAAAGCCAAGCAACGUCCUGCUUGAUGAUGACAUGAUUGCUCAUGUGAGUGAUUUUGGCAUAACAAGACUUCUCUCAACCAUCAAUGGUACCACUUCUAACCAAACAAGUACAAUUGGAAUAAAGGGGACUGUUGGCUAUACGGCUCCGGAGACAUGUAUAGCUUUGGGAUUUUUGUGUUGGAAAUGCUUACUGGAAGAAGGCCCACUGAUGAAAUCUUUGAAAAUGGUCAAAACUUGCAUAACUUUGCAAAAAAUUCAUUUCCUGAUAAUCUUGUACAAAUUUUGGACCCGUCACUUGUACCAAAACAAAGACAAGAGACAGUAGUAGAAGAAAACAAUCAGAAUGUUACUCCAACCAUUGAAAAGUGCUUAGUUUCACUCUUUAAGAUUGGACUUGAUUGUUCAGUGGAAUCACCAAAAGAAAGAAUGAAUAUGGUGGAUGUCACUAAAGAGCUGAGUAAAAUUAGAAGAGUC
Cajanus cajan (pigeon pea) is the source of this 2710-nucleotide messenger RNA. Its product is annotated as putative receptor-like protein kinase At3g47110. The record is from RefSeq and is a predicted model, not a curated record. NCBI's taxonomy places the organism in Eukaryota, Viridiplantae, Streptophyta, Magnoliopsida, Fabales, Fabaceae. Gene Ontology annotation, molecular function: ATP binding; protein binding; protein kinase activity. Gene Ontology annotation, biological process: protein phosphorylation.